Messenger RNA from Monopterus albus (swamp eel), 2708 nucleotides. Its product is annotated as MKRN2 opposite strand protein. The coding region runs from base 1986 to 2630 and encodes 214 amino acids. The transcript has 5 exons. NCBI's taxonomy places the organism in Eukaryota, Metazoa, Chordata, Actinopteri, Synbranchiformes, Synbranchidae. The record is from RefSeq and is a predicted model, not a curated record.
CAGGCAGCUGUGACAGUGGAAACAUCAGUCACCACUGUAUGUGCAGCCUAUUUGUCUUGCAGAACAGGAGGGUGAGGUUUCCUCCUGGCCGCCAAAUGUCUGCAGUCAUUCCUGCAUCAGUCACCGGUGAAAACAACCCAUCGUCCUGGUCGAGUGUCACUGAGCGAGGCACCGAUUAUGGGUCACACUGGCUCCUUGGAUGUGAGGAGGAGCUCGGCCUCAUUUACCUAAUGUUUCCGGCACAGCGGCUGCAGCACACCCGCUCAGGGUGGACAGUGCAACAGCAGCUGUGUAUUGUGACACUUCCAUGGGGGGGGGCACUGGAGCACAGCACUGAUACACACUCUGGGCCAGCAGGUGGCAGCAUCCACCGUUCGUUGGUUCAUAGCCCGCCAUUCAGUCCCAGAAGAAGAAGACGUGACAUCCGGUACGUCCUGUUUGAGUUCAGUGUUAGAUGAAUACAGAGGAACGGACGUGCACAGCAGUGUCUGAGAAGAUAUUUAAGUUUUUUUCUGGUGUUCAGGUGAACACAGCUCUGUCCUACAUCCACCAGGAAACAAAUCAUUUGCUCACAAACAGGGAUUUAUUCUGUGAACCUGUUCUGAUUCCAGCUGUUUAGCGGGACACUGAUGUUCUGCAGCAGCAAACACAAACAGGACUGUUAAAUGUCAAACGCUGCUUUUUAAAUUAUCGUGCCCUUGACACACAGUGUCAAUGAUCAAUUUCACACGGGGUAAGGGAACACCUGGGCUCCAACGCCACCUUUACUAAAGGAUUUCAACUGCCUACAUCCUUUCGACCCAAUGCCACAGUGAAGGUUUCAGGGCAAAUCUUUCACCUGGCCCAGAAACCAUACACAUGCAGGUAUCACCUGCACAAAGUGUAAACGCUGGCUGCGAACAAACGUCGAGCAGAAAAGGAUGAAGAAAAGGUUCUUUUGAACAGCACGUUCAGCUUCAAAGCCCUGACAGAUGGUUGUCUCAACAAGACCAAAGUUAUUUGCAUUUACUGCCGAUGUGAAUUGAGUUACUACCAGAGUACACUGAGUCUCAAAUACCACUUGCUGGCCAAGCACACAGCUGAUGCAGAGAGCCAUCCUCCCCCUCACCAAAGGCAGACCACACGGGAUAGUUUGCAACAGAGAUGCCUGGACAACUCUACAAGCAGCGAACUUUCAACAGUGACAGCUAAAUGAGCAGCUAUAGCUGCAGGUCAGUUAACACUGUGGAAGACGAGGGUCUGCUUCAAAUCAUUUUCAUCACAUCCAAAGACUACACACAUGAAUUGCCUUUGAGAUCCACCGCUGUAACCAAGGUACAUUAUAUGAAGCGGAGGAGGCACUGGGACAGACGAACAUGGUUGGCUCACCGGAGACUACUGGAUUUCUCUUAGUGAUCCCAGUGACCUCAGGGUCCCUUUACAUUUAGAACAGAUUUUUAAAAAGUGCAAUUAAUUGCAAGUUAGCUGUGAAUAAUCAUGCAGCUAAUCUUGAUUAAGUAUUUUAAUUGGCUGACAGCACUAAUAUAAACAUGUUAUUUUGCCCUUCAUGUUGUUGAAGCUUAUCUAUGUUAGGUACAAAAUCAUAUGAUUAGUCACAAAAAAGUUGCUCUGCUGAUACUGAUUCAAUAUGUUUCUGAUGUGGCUGACUCUUCACAGUGUCGCCUUGACACCUGUGCUCCCAGCUAAACACUAGUUUCCAUGAAGACACUGCCAACACAGUCCAAAGGUCACCUGUUCAGACUGAACAAACAGCAGAUGAGCUGGGUCACAAGACUCUCUGAGAGUAACCUGAUAGGCCAGAGCCGGGCAGUGAUGUCAUCUGAUAGGCUGUAACCUGGCAACUACUGUAAGUGUGACACAUACAGGAGAGAAGAAGGAAGAGGACUGGAGAAGAAGGAAAACAACUGGAAGAGUAAGAAGAGGAGAUAAAGGAGGAGGGGGAGAACAUUAGGAGUUCAGUAGGACUAUAGGACACAGAGGAGCAGAUGGAGUGCAGCGUGAUCCGGCUCACUCACUGUCAGAAGGACAUCUUCUGUUUCUCAGUGCCAGAGAAGUGUCCGAGCUGUGGGGAGGAGCUGAGGGGGAGCAGACUGCUGGAGGCGCCCGUCAGCCUCCCCUCCCCUCUCGCCAAUGGACACAAGAGCUCCUGCUGCCUGUUAAUAGCACCUGCACAUGACAACCAUACCAGAGAGUUUGAUGGGACAUCAGAUCUACACACUGGCAUCUCCAGCACCAAAGGUGUUGUGUAUAAUUACACUCGCACCGGGGUCCGCAGAGACCAGAGUGGGUGGGAGCAGUGCAUCAGUGUUCCUCUGGUCCGACCCGAUAUGUUUCACCUGCUGGCUCAGUGGGACCAGUACCUGGACCGCUUCUCUGAAGGACCCAUGUGGGACCCUGCCUGGCACAGGUUUGAUGACGACCACCAUAACUGCUUCAGUUUCUGUCUUUGCUUCAUUAAUGGCAUCCUGGUGGCUGAGGGGCGGAGCUCGCUGAGCAGAGACUCCUUCACUAACACCUUCAUCCUACCGAAGAUGAGGAGGGUCUCCAAGUACACGAUGCUGUAUCAGCACAUCCAGGUCCACCAGUUCUACAUGGUGGACCGGCAGCAGGACACACCAGUCACCAGUUAAACCAGUUAAUGUUGAGUCGGUGUGUAACUUCGCUAAAACAAUGUCGGACUCCGUAGUUUUCUCUGGACCCCUACCCAA